Molecule: messenger RNA, 438 nt
Organism: Xiphias gladius (swordfish)
Lineage: Eukaryota; Metazoa; Chordata; Actinopteri; Istiophoriformes; Xiphiidae
Product: protein FAM237A-like
Exons: 3
Coding region: 1-438 (145 amino acids)
Source: RefSeq, a predicted model, not a curated record
AUGGGUAAUUCAACAAUGGCCCCAGUGCUCCUGAACAUACCUUUGGCCAUAGUGUUUGUGCUGAGCUGCAUGUGUGCCGUGCCGCUGCAGGGCCAGAAGCCGGGUCAGGUGGACCCCCUGGCGGCCCACCGGGCGAACCCGCAGUGCUGGGACUCCUCCUCGGCGCUGCUGCUGGAGAUGCGCUCUCCGAGGAUUGCUGACACGGUGCCCGCUUUCUGGGACCUGAUGGUGUUCCUCAGGUCGUCAAGCAACAGCAAACACACGGCGCUGUUCUGGGACCUGGCCCGGGUCUUCUGGGACAUCUAUGUGGACUGCGUGCUGUCCAGGAGUCACGGCCUGGGACGGAGACACAUCACCGCGGUGCAGUCCCUCAUUACCGACAUUAACCGAGGGGUGUGGAUACGUCUUCCAUCUCUGGUAGUGGAGAAAAAAUACUAG